This is a messenger RNA of Paramecium octaurelia, 1432 nucleotides long. NCBI's taxonomy places the organism in Eukaryota, Ciliophora, Oligohymenophorea, Peniculida, Parameciidae. The record is from the annotation of a GenBank genome assembly.
AUGAAAUAACUCAAAAUUAAUAAUCAGUUCGUCACUUAAAAGAAGAUAUCGUCAGGGUCUUUUGGAAUAGUAAUGUUAGGAAUUGAUUAAAAAAAUGGAAAUCAAGUAGCUAUAAAAAUAGAGAGGCCAGAAAAUGAGCAUUUGCGUUCUCUUGAAAGAGAAGUUGAAAUUUUGUCAAGAUUAUCAAAUGUUAAAGGCGUGCCUUAAAUGUUUUAUUAUGGUUGGGAGGAUUCUUACAAUGUUAUCGUCAUGGAAAUGUUAUAAAAAGAUUUAUCCUCAAUCCUAAAGUAAAGGAAAAAGCUGAGUUUAAAAUCUGUUUUUUAACUAUCGAUAGAACUGGUUUUAAUAUUAGAAGAAAUACAUAAAUAAGGUGUACUUCAUCGAGACUUGAAACCAGAGAAUAUAAUGUUAGAUGAGAAAAAUAAGGUGUAUCUGAUUGAUUUUGGGAUUAGUAAAAUUUACAUUCGCAAAAAUGGGAUUUUAAUGUAUUAUCUAAAAUUAUGCCAACAAGCCCUUUUAAAGAUAGAGUGCCAUUCGUAGGUACUUCCAGAUAUGCAUCAAUAGCAGCGCAUAAAGGAUAUGAAUUAGGAAGAAAGGAUGAUUUGGAGUCAUUGUUUUAUGUUAUGCUAUACUGUCUCAAAGGGUAUCAGCUUGUGAAUAGUAUUAGUUUAGUACUUUACCAUGGCAAAACCUAAAGCAUGUACCUGAUGAUUAAAGGACUUAGAAAAUAGGAGAGAUAAAAGAAACCAUUGAUGUGAAAGAACUAUUCAAAGAUUUACCUAAUGAAUUUAUUAAAAUAUAUGAGUAAUGCUAUUAAAUAAUUAUUAGGUAUUUAAGGAAAUUAACUUAUGCAUCUGAACCAGACUAUAAGACCAUUGUGAAAUUGAUGUAAUAAGCGGCUAAACAUUCUAAUAUUUUUUUGGAUUAUAAAUACGAGUGGGAUGCGCAAUUGAAUAACUAUGACAAAAAUAUGAAUAGGUAUGGAACAUUGCAAACUGAUGAACUACCACUAAAACAAUUUGAAAAAUUUUCUUCCAACUUGCUUAAUUGCAAUAACUUAGUUGCAUAGACUCCAUCUAAAUUUAAAUAAUUAUAACCCCCAAUAAAUAAAUAAGAAUCUAAUUAGAAUAGCAAUAGCAACUACGGAAGUGGCAAUCAAAAUUUAAGCAUAUAUAAUUCGAUGGGAAUUAUUUAUUAGAGAUCUAUAGACGAAAUUAGCGAAGAGCUUUAAGAACCGAUUCCAGAUGAAGUGAAAAGUCACAAUAAAAUUUGUUUAAAGACAUUGCCUGAUACAUUGAAAAAACCAGGUACAUUCUUUAAGACAACUUAAUUUGAUGAAGAUGAAUAACUCAAAGAAGAUCAUUUUUUGUCAGAGAAAUAUCAUAGUUUAAGUGCUUAAGUAACUACUAUUUUACAAAAUCAUAAAAAAUGA